AUGGUCGAAGACAAAGACAACCUCCCGUCGAACGAAGAGAAUAGCAGCUCCACUAGUGAGGAGGAGGAGAGCAAGGCUGAGAAUGCUACAGCAGAACCAAACCAAGACGAUGAUGAUGAGAUGGUGGUAAAGCUACUCGAGUCGAUGAAGCUGGCCGAAGAUGCCUUGCGACAAGACAACCAACAAUUACAAGACGAGAAUGACGAAUUGGCGCUGGCUAUGAGAGAAAUGCGGGAGCAAAAUGAGCUGAUGGAAUCCCAAACGAAAUUGUUUGAGGAAUUUAGUGUCAAUAGAUUGGCCGAAAUCCAGCAAAUGACGGAUCUGCAAGAAGAACUACUGGAAGAAACCAUUCCGGCCUAUGAGGACAUGAUGGAAUCGAUACUGGAAGACGUGGAAGAAAUCAAGAGGCGACAGAGUCAAGUAGACUCUCUUGUUUUGAAUCAGUAUGGUGUACAGAAGACGAAGCAUCCUAAGGAGUGA
Seminavis robusta is the source of this 480-nucleotide messenger RNA. The record is from the annotation of a GenBank genome assembly. NCBI's taxonomy places the organism in Eukaryota, Bacillariophyta, Bacillariophyceae, Naviculales, Naviculaceae.